This is a messenger RNA of Suillus discolor, 708 nucleotides long. RefSeq lists its product as uncharacterized. The record is from RefSeq and is a predicted model, not a curated record. Lineage: Eukaryota; Fungi; Basidiomycota; Agaricomycetes; Boletales; Suillaceae. The annotation marks the transcript as partial. The transcript has a single exon.
CUUCCUGUGACCCAUAUUCUGCUUACAAGUCGCUUGGAAUCCCACAUCUCUAAAGCCUUUCAGAACGAAGAGGUGCGCCCGUUGGUGUGCGAGAUGCCCGUGAAAACUUGCGGGAAAGGUGGCAUCAUUUCGUUGGACGGCGCAGACGUUGACAAGGACAUCUGUACUUUCUUGCAGCAUUCCUUCGAAGAGCUAGGAAGUCGUCGCCCCGAUUUCCCUCAGCCAUCGACGGAUGAUCUUGUGAAGCUGGCGAGCCGAGCGGGCAGACGUUUCAUUGUGGCGUCUACGAUGAUGAAGUUUAUUAUUGAUGAUGAAGACAAGGAUCCCAGCGAUCGGUUGCAGCUGAUGCUCAAGCUGACGAGCGAGCUGCUACCAGGAACGGAGGUGUUCAAGUUAUACGACUGUAUCCUCUCCACAUGUGCCGACCCCAAGCGUGCUUACAUGCACUUGUCCAUUGUCGCCGCCCUCGCAGACCCUCUUCCCAUCUCACAAAUCUCAUUACUUCUUGGAUCUGGUUUAGGCAGAGAUGUGCAGACGACACUGAUGCAGCUACGGUCUGUUGUGGAUAUCCCUAUAGAAAGCAUUCUUCCCGUGAAUAUUCACCACUCGUCCAUUCGUGACUAUGUCUCCGACCCCUCAAACUGCAGCCUCCUUCAAGUACAUGAAAUGUCAUCACCACACUCACUACUCGCUGAUUCGUCUCUUCGC